Molecule: messenger RNA, 3483 nt
Organism: Aspergillus ochraceoroseus IBT 24754
Lineage: Eukaryota; Fungi; Ascomycota; Eurotiomycetes; Eurotiales; Aspergillaceae
Product: putative nuclear pore complex subunit Nup85
Exons: 2
Coding region: 1-3483 (1160 amino acids)
Biological process (GO): protein import into nucleus; mRNA export from nucleus; positive regulation of DNA-templated transcription
Cellular component (GO): nuclear pore outer ring
Molecular function (GO): structural constituent of nuclear pore
Source: RefSeq, a predicted model, not a curated record
AUGAGCUUUAAGUUCCCCUCCGACACGAGCCCCUCUACACCGGGGAAGCCUCGGGGUCUCUUUCACAAUGGUUCUGCGGCUGCUCCUCCUUCUGCCUCCCACUCCUUUACGCCGCAAGGCCCUCCCCCAUCCACCAUCUAUGGAAGCUCUCAGAUGAGCUCAGGGUCGCACGGAAAUUCUCCUAAACCUUUCUUUAGUCAAUCCGAGAUGAUGAACGACAGUAUCUUCGGGUCUUCCAUUGCUUCACCCGACUUUGCUCCCUCGCGAGCGAAAAAGACUGCCGCCACACACCCCUUCGCGGCGUCGCAAUCUCUGUUCAGUGUGACAAAUGGCAAUGGAUUCGGGGGAUCGGCUAAUUGGGGAGAAUCAACCGGACUCGGGUCGUCGCAGAUAGAGGAAGAGCUCGACCACAACGACGAAAAAGAAAAAGAAAAAGAAAGAGUGGAGGAAGAGGAGGAAGAGGAAGAGGAAGAGGUUGACCUGCCACGUCAGGGACUGGUAAAUAACACUAAUGCCGGGCGUGGGCCAGGUUUUUUGGACACCCAGUUUUUCAACCCAGGUUUCGCACCGUCGAUGCCUGCGCAGCGCAAACCCAUCUACUCUAACCCCGGGAAUGCAAAGCGACCUAAACUUGAUGAACGUUGGGCGAAUCAGUCUCCUCUGCGCAAGGCGAAGCUCUUACCCAAAAAGGCCUCCAAUAUCCCAUCGAUUGUGCGAAAUUUCGUAUCGCGAGGACAGCAGGCGCCGGUGGUGGUGGAGGAGUCCAAUGAUAUAAUCGUGAAGACUGAGGACGAAAUCUGCCGGAUGUACGAUGAAGCAAGACAGGUGGAAUACGGGGAUGUGGAAUUUCAGACCGCAUUAUCAGGGGUCUGCAGUCGCCUAUCUAAGGCAUGGCAAUUUUCUACCGAGAGUCAUGGCGCCUUUCAGUCAGGAACGGGGAUCGGUCCUCACGAAAAUGCUCCGAACGUUGUCAAGGCCAGCUUCUUGGGAUCACUCCUGCUUCAACUCCACCACCCCCCUGUUUCAACCGCAAAGUUUGGGGGCUUCGGUCCUUCCUUUGGACUCUCCGCCCCUCGCGCUUUGAUGCUUGCUGGCCCCAGAUUCGGCCCAGCGGACCCUAUUCCGAAAGUCCUCCUGGACUGGCUCGACGCAAACAAGGCUCCACAGACACCUGACAUUCGGGCAUUAGCACAAGUUGAGCCUAACCCCACGGCCUCUCCAAACUUCUGGGAGCUCAUCAACACCGCUGUCCUACGCGGUCACCUCGCGGAAACAGCGAAGACCCUACGGUCGGCCGACUUCAAUUACGCUCGAUCGGCUUUGGAGGAUGGCUUGCCUCAGACUGGAUACCGUGGAGCACAGCUACAAAACAUUCAACGAUGCAUCAACAAAGCGCUGCAGAUCCUAGAGUCUUGCCCCAGCGUCCGGGAUGACGACUGGGAUGUCCGCGGUGCAGAGUGGGCAUUGUAUCGAAAGCGGGUAAUUUCUGCGGUAACUGAUCUAGAAGAAUUCGCUGAAGGCGAUGAACAACCCAACCCAGAGCCGCCCGCUGCCGCCGCGGCCAUGGGCAAUCGAUUCCAAGCGGUCAACUUUGGUCUAGGGCCUACGAAUGUUACCCAGGAUACUUCGUUUACGCAGUCCGCGCGUAUGGCGGAAAGCCGGGUACCAUGGACCAUCUACCAAAGCCUUCGAACCCUGUACCGCAUUCUCCUCGGCGAUCCAAGUGCGAUUAUGAACCAGGCCCAGAGCUGGAUCGAAGCCACAAUCGGGCUGACGGUGUGGUGGGACGGCGAGGAUGACAACGAAGAAGAGGAAGCAGCAGCUAGCAAGAAUCACUUCCUGCGCUCCCGCACACCAAGAUCCAUGGCUGCUACACGUGCCGAGGCUCCUUAUCUCCGCCGCUUGGAUCUCGCAUUCAGCAGCGCAACCACCACGGGGGGGGCCGACGAGACAGGAUUUCGCAUCAACUCUCUCAGUGGACUUGAGGUUGGGUUGGCAUCGGUUUUUGAAGGGAAUGUGGAAGGAGUAUUGGAAUUGCUUCAAACAUGGUCGUUGUGUGUGGCCUCGGCAGUUGCCGAGGUCGCCUCAGCUGGUGGCUGGCUGGACGCGGGAGGCGGAGCCCAGCCACUUUCGGGCUUGAGUGAGAAUGAUCUCAUGGUGCUCUCGUACGGUCAGGAUGACAAGGGGACAGACCGCAAAAAAGUGCGUAAGGAUGAUGUCCUCAGUGCUUAUGCGAUGGGGUUGUUCGAACGGCGGUCUAUCGAAAAUGAGUCUGGAGCUCGCGAAGGAUGGGAGCUAGCGCUCGAAGUCCUGAGCCGGCUGGACGACAACGAAAAGAUGCAGAAGAGUGUUUCAGAAUUGCUGGAUAGAUUGCCUCUUGAUACAGCUGAGCAGAUGGAUAAGGUGGUUUUGCUUUGUUCCGAACUCGGCUUGGAUAAGGAGGGUCGCCGUGUCUCCGAGCGUUACGGCGAUCUCACUGUAUCCAACACAGACGAAUACGGCCUAGCACUUGUCUGCUACGCUCGUGCGCACAACCGACGCAAGGUCAAGUCGGUCGUCGAUCUCCUUAUUUCGUAUAGUUUGGUUCAAUCGCGGGCUUACCCAGCCACGAGUGACCUAGAUGAGCAACUUCGAACGUUGAUCCGAGAGCCCAAGACUUGUCUUUCAGCUAUCGCGGCCGUGGAUGAGGAGGCGGCAUCGGUCCUGCAAUUCUACUUCAGUGGCUACGCAACGCUCCGUCGAUUCUACGAAACGCGGGAUGAAGCCAUUGGGCUGCCGACGGGGCAGAAGCCACGCUACAAACCAUUGGCUCGGCGGCGGGCGGCAGCGCAGGCGUUGGUUGCUGCGAUCAGCAGUGCAGCGGACAGUAUCUAUGGUGGACUGUACGACCCAGAUCGGGACUCUGCGAUCCAAGUUGAUGGGCUCCUGGCUCUCCUGGGGGAGGCGUUGCCAUUCGUCAACGGUGGUCUGAAUUCCGGAAUUCCAGCUGAAGCUAAUCGAGGCGGUACAGAACGCACGCCCAUCUUGACGACCUCUCAGCAGGUUACGAUUUUAUCUGCGGUGGAGGAUCUUGAGACGGUGACGCCGCGGGUGUAUGCGCAGUGUGAAGAAUGUUUCCGAUCGACGCUGCGAGAGUUCCAAUCUUGGCAGCGAGACUCUGGCAGCGGAGGCGCGGCCGUUGAGUCAUACGUGCUGCCGCCGUCGCCACGGGCUCUGCUGAAAAAGUCCGUGUCAUCGGCGACGGGGUCGAGUACAUUCUCCUUCAUUGGCAGCGAUCUGAUGGAGACGGCGCGCCCGCGGUCCCUGUCGGGAUCUGCUGAAGGGUCUGGGGUUUGGGUGCGACGCAGUGACGGGGGCGGCUCCUCUGAACGGGAGUGGGACUGGCGGGCCGGACUGGCAGACGACGCGCAGGGCGAUGAUGUUCUUCGGAUGCUGCGGUUGGGACUGGCGAAUGGGCUGAGCUUGGGGGCUUUGCUGGUGUAA